UUGAUGAGAUUCAAAUGAAAGGCCUAGAUUUAUGAUGGCCUAUUCAAUUGGAAGAUGUGUAACUAAAAAACUCCCAACUGUCAAACCCACAAUGGCCCCUCUCUUACCUAACCCCCCUCUCUCUCUCUCUAUAUAUACACACAGUGACACAAACAUCAGAUUCAACCUUUAUCAGUUGAUAACCGUUUGUGUGCAUCAAGACAAAUCUUGUUUAUUUCCUUCUUGAAAACACAAUUUUAGAGGGAGAGGGAGAUGUUAGGUCAGGAUUUGAGGAGAACCGUAGAGAGAGAGAAAGGUACAGAAAGAGAGGGGGUGGGUGGAGAGUGGCGGCGGGUGGCGGUGGUGAUGGGGCGGUGAAGUGGGACGGCAACAGUGGUUGUUAUGGUCAUGAUUGUAUUGUAUUACUUACUAUAUGUCAUGUGGAGUUUGUGACUGGUGACGUGUACGUAUGGCAGGAGGGUGUGAUUUCAAAGUCCUAAUUAAAAGCUUGUGCACUUGUGGAAAAUUCAGACAAGAAGUUACUGAAGAUAAAAGAGGCCCUGGAUCAAUGCCUCAUCUAGGGGUGAAAUUACAUAUUGAAGAUCACCAUGUGGUGAUUGACAAUGGCAUACUUCAAGUCACUAUAUCAAAGCCGGAGGGAAUUGUCACUGAAGUACGAUACCAUGGCAUCGACAAUUUGCUCGAGGUUCUCAAUGCUGAAACUAAUAGAGGAUACUGGGACAUUGUUUGGGGUGCACUGGAUGGUGGGAAAGGAGGAGGUUUUGAAGUGAUUAAAACAACAAUAUUUGAGGCUAUGGUGGAAACUGAGGAGCAGGUGGAGGUUUCGUUUUCAAGGCCAUGGGAUCCCUCUUUCCAGGACAAGCUGUGUCCCAUGAAUAUAGACAAAAGGUUUAUAAUGCUUCGUGGUGUCUCGGGCUUCUACUCCUAUGCCAUUUAUGAACACUUACCUGAAUGGCCUGGUUUUAGCCUUGGUGAAACGAGGAUCACUUUCAAGCUCCAAAAAGAGAAGUUUCAUUACAUGGCCGUGGCAGAUAAUAGAAAAAGAUUUAUGCCUUUGCCUGACGAUCGGUUACCAGGAAGAGGCCAACCUCUCGCCUACCCAGAAGCAGUUCUACUUGUCAAUCCUUUGGAGCCCGAACUAAAAGGAGAGGUGGAUGACAAGUAUCAGUACUCGUGCGAUAACAAAGAUCUGAGGGUUCAUGGUUGGAUAUGUAUGGAUCCACCCGUGGGGUUCUGGCAAAUCACACCCAGCGAUGAGUUUCGAUCAGGCGGGCCCAUGAAACAGAACCUCUCCUCCCAUGUGGGCCCCACUACCCUAGCGAUGUUUCUCAGUGGUCAUUAUGCUGGGGACGAUCUGGUGCCAAAAGUUAGACAGGGGGAGCCAUGGAAGAAAGUUUUUGGCCCGGUUUUCAUUUAUCUUAAUUCUGCGAUGGAUGGGGAGGAUCCACAGCUUGCACUAUGGGAGGAUGCCAGAAGACAGAUGAUGGUUGAAGUCCAAAGCUGGCCCUACAGUUUUCCAGCAUCUGAUGAUUUCCCAUCAUCGGAUAAACGGGGCAAUGUUAGUGGUAGAUUACUAGUCCGAGACAGGUAUAUCAAUGUUGAUUAUAUAUCAGCUAACGGUGCUUAUGUGGGGCUAGCCCCACCAGGUGAAGUUGGAUCAUGGCAAAGAGAAUGCAAGGAUUACCAAUUUUGGACCAGAGCAGACGGGGAAGGCCAUUUCUCUAUCAACAAUGUACGUAUAGGCGAGUACAAUCUUUAUGCAUGGGUCCCUGGAUUUAUUGGAGAUUACAAAUAUGAUGUCGCCAUUACCAUAACCUCAGGUUCUGAAAUCAAUAUGGGUGAUCUUGUGUAUGAGCCUCCGAGAAAUGGGCCCACCUUGUGGGAAAUUGGCAUCCCCGAUCGUUCUGCUGCAGAAUUCUACGUACCUGAUCCUAAUCCAAUGUAUAUCAACAAACUUUUUGUCAAUCAUCCUGACAGAUUUAGGCAGUAUGGAUUAUGGGACAGGUAUGCGGAGUUAUAUCCAGAUGGGGACUUGGUCUACACGAUUGGCCAGAGUGAUUAUCGUAAAGAUUGGUUUUUUGCUCAGGUUACCAGGAAAAAAGAUGACAAUUCAUAUGUAGGAACCACAUGGCAGAUCAAGUUCAAACUUGACAAUGUCACCAAGGAUGGAACCUACAAUUUGCGUGUGGCAGUAGCAUCUGCAACUCUUGCGGAAAUGCAGGUUCGGUUUAAUGAUCCAAACACGAAACGUCCUCUGUUCACUAGCGGACUAUUUGGGAGGGACAACUCAAUUGCGAGGCAUGGCGUUCAUGGGCUCUAUUGGCUGUACAAUGUGGAUGUGCCGAGCACUCAACUCCGUCAAGGAGACAACAUCUUAUACUUGACACAACCAAGGAACCAGAGUCCUUUCCAGGGAAUCCUUUAUGACUAUAUUCGUUUAGAAGCUCCCUCAAGUUCUGAUUGCGGAAGGUCGGUUUGAAUUCGUUUUUGUUGAAACUUCAGACAGAAAUUACCAUACAGUCGGCUUGGAAUGUUUUUCCUGUAGAGUCGAUGCAAUAUAGUAUAAUGUUUUCUCAUACAUUUGAAAGUUUGUUUCUGACAUUUUCAUUAUUAAAUAUGGUGUGUAUUUUCUCCAUUCUGGAUUUGUAAACUUCUACCUAUCAUCAGAGAACUUCUCUCAUUGUGUUCAGUUGUUCCAAGAUGUAAACAAGUGUUGCUUGAAAA
Messenger RNA from Cornus florida, 2724 nucleotides. RefSeq names its product probable rhamnogalacturonate lyase B. NCBI's taxonomy places the organism in Eukaryota, Viridiplantae, Streptophyta, Magnoliopsida, Cornales, Cornaceae. The record is from RefSeq and is a predicted model, not a curated record. The transcript has 16 exons. Bases 449 to 2479 code for a protein of 676 amino acids. Gene Ontology annotation, molecular function: catalytic activity; carbohydrate binding. Gene Ontology annotation, biological process: carbohydrate metabolic process.